Molecule: messenger RNA, 531 nt
Organism: Phanerochaete carnosa HHB-10118-sp
Lineage: Eukaryota; Fungi; Basidiomycota; Agaricomycetes; Polyporales; Phanerochaetaceae
Exons: 2
Coding region: 1-531 (176 amino acids)
Source: RefSeq, a predicted model, not a curated record
AUGCCCUCGGGCAGACGGAUUUAUGUCUGCCAUUGCGGGAUCUUUUGCAAGACACCAACCGAGGUUUCUCAUACAACCUAUGCAAACCACCAGAGGGCAGUCGAAGCAGUGUCCGGCACUGUUCUCCCCGCAUUCCAGCCCACCUCUGCUGAACUACAAGCUGUGUAUGCUCAGAGGUCUGCUGAAAAUGCAGGCUUGGCAGCAUCAAGCUCUCGGAAGCGCAUGCUUGCCGGGCCCGAAGACAUGUCCUCUGGCUCCGGCUCUGGGACUGGUAAGCGGAGGAAGGCCGCCAAAAGAGCUGUAGCGGAAGACCAAGAGAUGCAUAUGCGUGCUCUAGAUGGUGCUUGGGACAGUCCAGUACCCCAAGAAGGUGUAUGGGCAGCCACGGCACAUUCAACUGAGAACUUAGGCAGUGACGAAGAAGAGCACGAGAGUGACCAUCUCCAUGCAAUCCUGAUCAGCACGGCAUAUCUGGUGACCAGCGCUACAUUUUGGAUACUUUCCACUAGAACAACUUCUGACUGGGACUGA